AUGGCAGAACUCGGGGGUGUUGUACGUUCGGUGCUUCAUCGGUCGGAACGAGAAGAAGUUCGACUACAUCAACCGUGUUGUCAAACGCUUCCGCUUUCGGUCUACGAGGUUCAAGCAAACAUCAGCGGUGCCGCGGUCGGCGCGGCGCACACAGAGGAGCGGACUUCAAUCUUGGUAAGGAGUGUGGAAGGCGACGACUACCCGCGGUACCAUUCAGCGAUCUCCGUUUGCAUCUCCGAUCGUCUCGCCGGCGUCAGCGAGAAUGCAGGGCGGAUCCAGCGGCAUCGUCUACGGCGGCCUCAAGUACCAGGCAAGCGACACCACCUUCUCGAAGCUUCUAGAACACUCUCCCGUGGCGCCCUCUUCCGUCUCCUUCCUCCUCAUCUUCUUUUUCCCCUCUUCCAGGCGCGGUGCAUCACCGACGUGCGCGCGGAUGCCGGUUCCACCACCUUCCUCGCCGGAACCCUCAGCCUCAAGGAGGAGAACGAGGUGCACCUGAUCCGGCUGCUGCCGGGGGAGAACGAGCUCGUGUGCGACGGGCUGUUCUACCAUCCCAACGAGAUCUGGGACCUCAAGUCCUGCCCCUUCGACCACAGGCUCUUCUCCACGGUCUACACGUCUGGCGAGGGUUAUGGCGCGUCCGUUUGGAAGAUCCCGGAGCUGUAUGGCCAGUCCAACUCACCGCAGCUUGAGCAGCUCUUCACGCUCGAUGACCACACGGACAAAAUAAGAUGUGUUCUCUGGUGGCCACUGGGGAAGCAUGAUAAGCUAAUUAGCAUCAAUGACAGAAACAUUUUUCUCUGGAACAUAGAUCCAUCAAAUAAAUCAGCCAAGGUGAUAUCACAGGGAUCUGCUGACAUGCUUCCCAAUUUACGUGGUGGAGCUUGGGAUCCACACAAUCACAACGCAGUUGCUACAAUAACUGAUUCGUCACUCCACUUCUGGGAUCUCCGUUCUAUGAAGAGAUCAAAUGCAAUUGAGCAUGCUCAUAUCCGGGAUGUGGAUUAUAACCCCAAGAAGCAAAACAUAAUUGCAACAGCAGAGGACGAAUUCGGAAUUCGCUUGUGGGAUCUCAGAAUGCUUAAGCAUCCUCUGAAGGAUCUCCCUGGACAUUCACAUUGGACAUGGGCUGUUCGGCACAAUCCUGAGUAUGAUGAGCUGAUUCUGAGUGCUGGAACGGAUUCAGCUGUCAAUUUAUGGUUGGCUAAAGUUGGCACUGAUGACUCUGGACCCGAAAGGUUUCUGUUACUCACAGAUUUGAUUAAUUUGUUUGAGGUUGUAAUUUUGAUGCCCCCAAUCUUAUUUUCGCAGCCCUUCUGGUUCGCCCACUAG
Messenger RNA from Triticum turgidum subsp. durum (durum wheat), 1332 nucleotides. The record is from the annotation of a GenBank genome assembly. NCBI's taxonomy places the organism in Eukaryota, Viridiplantae, Streptophyta, Magnoliopsida, Poales, Poaceae.